CGGGUCGGGAGCGGAGAGGGUUCUGCAGCCGUAGUACCCCUCCCCCAGGGGGCGCCCAGACCUGAGCAGGACUGGAACCCAAAGCACAUAGCCUCAGGCUAGAUGUGAACAGGAUCUGUUGAAUGGGCAACUCUUCCUUUUCCUGGAACACAACUGCAGAUUGGCCUCAUUACCCAGCCCUUCUAAGUCCGCACUAGGUCCACUACUCAGCUGUGGAGCUACAGAGUUGCCAACCAGCUCCUGUUCUUACUUCCUGCACAGUUGGGGGAAAAGAAAGGAAAAUACAGCAGUUCUGAUAUGGCAGAGGUGAAGUCAAUGUUCCGAGAAGUACUUCCCAAACAAGGUCAGUUGUCUGUGGAAGAUGUGGCCACCAUGGUGCUGUGCAAACCCAAACUUCUGCCAUUAAAAUCUCUGACUCUUGAAAAAUUAGAGAAAAUGCAGCAAACGGCACAAGAAACUAUUCGCCAACAGGAAAUGGCAGAAAAGGAAGAGCACCAAACAAAGCAAUGAAUGAAUGAUUUAUUCAUCAGUUUUGGUUAUUUUUACUUGCUAUGAUAGUUUUCAAAAUAAUUCAUAUUUGUUUGCUAAUCCUGAAAUUUGUAUUAAAGUUAAAAUUCAUUUAAAAUAAGGGGAUAAGUAUAAGUCAUCAAAACAACAUAAUGAAUUUAAGCUUUUAUAAUUCCUAUUUUAGACUAUGGUCCAACUUUCACUUUGGCCAUAUUUUAUUUUAAUCUUUAGUAUUCCGUUUAGUGAUUGCUGGAAUUCUCAGUUCUACCACAAGAUUGCAUUUGUCUAGAUGUUGUUCAACAUUCCUAUUUUUAUCAAUUUUAGAGGUCCAACAACCCAUAAAAUGUGUAACUUCUGAAAAUUCUACACAUUGGCCUUUAUGCAUGAUAUAUCAAGACUAAAAAUGAAGUUUAUUUUUUUAAGUGUUUUGAGUUUUUCAAUGGAAAGCGUUGGGGAGAGAAAAAUACUUAAAAAACAAAAUUAUAAAGCUACUGCAUAAGCAUAUACACAUAUACACACAUAUUAUGUAUAUAUACACACAUAUUAUAUACACGAACACACACACACACACACACACAUAUAUAUAUUUGAAAAUGCAUUCAAAUCACAUCAAAAAUAAGCUAAGUUUCUUUUUAAUGAUUCACCUGGGAAUCUGAAGCAGAGGGAAUGAGUAGAUUUGUGAAACAAGAUUUCAUGGUAGACUGCUUUUACUUUCAUUUGAUAAAAACUGCCUAUGUGGUACACAGCAUUUUUUAACAGAAGUUACAGUCAAUCUUUCUUGGCCAGCAGGAACAAAAUAAAUGUAGCAAUAUUCCUGAACAAUAAAAGGCUGUCUUUUUUUAAAUACA
Molecule: messenger RNA, 1355 nt
Organism: Vombatus ursinus (common wombat)
Lineage: Eukaryota; Metazoa; Chordata; Mammalia; Diprotodontia; Vombatidae
Gene: BBIP1
Product: BBSome interacting protein 1
Exons: 4
Coding region: 298-510 (70 amino acids)
Biological process (GO): cilium assembly; receptor localization to non-motile cilium
Cellular component (GO): BBSome
Source: RefSeq, a predicted model, not a curated record